AUGCCACUCCGAAAUAAAGACUUUCAGACGAAAGAACCCUUCCGGCACGACGACAACGUGACACUCCACCACGCCGAAGGACCCUUCAGCUUCCUGAAUCCAACAAGGGCCCAUUUCCAUCACGCAGGACUCUCUCCACCCCAGGAGAGCAAUGGCGACAACACACCUCUUGGACAACCACCAAAACAAGUCAAUUCCACUGUCCCUGCCGCAUAUGUCAAGUUUCUGUGGCGAUCGCGAGACAACCGUAAGGGACGGCAUCCUCUACUCGUUCAGCCAGCGUCGCCGGGUGAAGAUGCGCCUUUUGUGACGCCAAGACGGACGUCGGAUCCCAGGGAAGUUGUGAAGAACGUGGUCAGGACGUUUACGUAUUUCCCUGUAUGGGAUAUUUCGUGGUUGGUUGGUUUUAUAUUCACUUGGGGGAGUGUAGUCUGGGUUAUCAACGGCUUCUUUGCGUGGCUUCCACUGGUAGCACCUGAGACAGAGUUUCCCGGGGAGUCGUACUACGGCGGCGGGAUAACUGCCUUCAUCGGCGCCAUUCUCUUUUUUGAAGUCGGCUCCAUCUUGCUCAUUUUCGAAGCUAUCAAUGCUAAUAAUACAGGCUGUUUUGGCUGGGCUCUCGAGCAAUUGCUCCAGAAUGGCAACGGCAAACCCAAGAUACAAGUAGUUGCGGCUCGCAGCCAUUGCCAACACCACCAUCAGAAUAAGCGCAACCUAGUGGGCAAGCCAAAAAUGCCCCCUUCCACGCUACUCUCCCAGACAUCUCAGAGUGUUGAACGCGUGAAACAUUGGCAAUGGUUUCCCUCGUGGUACGACCUGCGUACUCACUACCUCCACGAAUUGGGUUUCCUCGCCGGCUCGGCCCAGCUCUUUGGUGCCACCGUGUUCGGCAUCUCUGGCAUUACCGCACUACCAGGCAUAAUCAACCAUCUCACUCCACAGUGGCGGCUGAACGCGGCCUACUGGAUUCCACAAGUCAUUGGCGGCAGCGGGUUUGUCGUGAGUAGCACGCUGUACAUGUUGGAGACGCAGAGCAAGUGGUGGAAGCCGGCACCGCAUCUGCUGGGGUGGCAUGUUGCGUUUUGGAAUCUCAUCGGAGCGUGUGGGUUCACCUUGUGUGGUGCCUUGGGGAUGGCGCAUGGGAAUUCGGGGGCGCAGUAUCAGGCUUCGCUAGCUACAUUUUGGUAA
Metarhizium brunneum ARSEF 3297 is the source of this 1188-nucleotide messenger RNA. RefSeq lists its product as uncharacterized. NCBI's taxonomy places the organism in Eukaryota, Fungi, Ascomycota, Sordariomycetes, Hypocreales, Clavicipitaceae. The record is from RefSeq and is a predicted model, not a curated record.